GACAACAACGAGCACUUUCAGGUGUGUCACAUACCUGUAAUUGGAGUAACAGAUGUGAGGAUUUCCAUGGCAACGGCAGGUGGGUCAAGUCGUGAUCAUGGAGAUCGUAACAGUCAAGAGAGUACUAUGGAUGAAGCAUCCGUGCGAUUGUUGCCGCAGAGCGAAAGUCACAAACUGCUGGGAGAAAAUGAAAGCCCAGGAGACGGAGAUGUUGAAAUCAGCCAAUCAGAGACUGUGCUGGAUAUGUCUACCAUCGAAGCUGCCGAACAGUGUGUGCCUCAUAUUGGACACAUGGACAAAGAGGAGUGUGUCGCGCAUAUCUCGACACUACACGAUGAUGUGGAGAAAAUGUUCAAAAGAAAGGCCCCACGCUUUGAUGUCAUGUCACUGUCGUCCGAUCCUGUCGUUUCAGAUCCAAGAGGAUUUGGUGAAGAGGACUUCAGAAGUCAUCGUCAAAUGACUUUUCCACAUGUGCACCACCCACUCAAAGCACUACGCAGCCACUCCAUAAAAAAAUCUCGACCUCUCAAGGGAAUAAAAUCUAAAAAGAAAAAGAAACGGAAGUUAAAGACAGUGCGGAAUUUUCCGUCAAAGACAGCUGCUCAAAUUCCGUCGAUUCCAGAGGAAAAUGAGGACUAUGAGUUUGACGACUCAGACUCGGAGGACUCUGAAGAAGACUCCGAAGAAGACUUGGACAUCCCAGAGGAAGAAAUUCUGCGGAUUCGCCAAGAGGAGGAUGAAGUGGACUACAAGGAAAAUGCAGCUCCGAUGGAGCAGCCAGGACCGGCCCAGGGACCUGUGUCCCCCGGGGGUCACCCAGGCUCACCCCCUGGGACCAGUGUUGGUUUUUACAUCGGGGAUGAAUCUCUCGGUAAAAGGUCGGACAUGUCCGCUAAACCCUCAGGGCAGUCCAUAACCCCAGCCGCUAGCGAUGGAAGCCUUAAGCCGCCUUCACUCGGAGACCUGUCCAAGAAAGGCUCGUCCACAUCUGUGGCGGCAACGAAAUUCAAGAGACAGUCGUCCGCAGAACCUCAGCCCUCGCCGAUGUUCGAGGAAAUCGAGGACGAGCCGAUGGUAUCCCAGCAUGCAGCUCAGGUGAAUUUGGCCAGUGAUCCCGACCCUAGUCGGAAAGGAAGCAUGCAGAGUGCUGGCAGCACGGGAAAAGUACAGUUUUUCUUUGGUAAUGCCAGUGAUACAGACCUUGUGGAUAAAGGACAGACCAGCGACAAAGAAAAUUAUCCACCACGUACAUCAGGCCAUUCAGAUCCAGUUGGUCACGCACCAACAAAAUCAAGAUCCAAACACCGGCAUCACCAUCAUCAUGACCAGUUCAAAAUGGAGGACCUGUUGAUUCGCCGGCAGCCGGGCAGUGAGGUCAAGCUAGAUAAUCUGUUGAAGCGAGUUCCCACGGAGGUGGACGAGGCAUCCAUGUUACAGAAAGCAGAUCUGGAUGACAUGGCCAGUCACAGAUGGGAGGAUGUCCGUGGAAUCCGCCGACACAAAAUACAGAAGCUUAGUGGGACUUCACACACAGGGAAGAAAGAAAAAGAAAAGAAAAAAUUCCUGAAGUUUAAGAAAAAGUUUGACCACACUCCCCAUGAGGUUUUUGUGGAGUUAGAUGUUCUUCACAGCGACGCGUCCAACUGGCAGUGGGAGUGGCGAGAAAAAGCACGCUGGAUCAAGUUUGAAGAAGAUGUAGAAGAGGGUGCUGAGAGGUGGGGUAAACCUCACGUCGCCUCGCUUUCAUUUCACAGUCUGCUUGAGCUACGCAAACUCCUUGAAAGAGGUACUCUAUUGCUUGAUUUAGAGGCCACAGAUCUGCCGUCGAUUUUCCACAGUGUUGUUGAAAACAUGAUCAUAAAUGAUCAGAUCACAGAAGAAAAUCGGGGCAAUAUUUUGCGAACAUUACUGCUCAAACACAAACAUGUCAGAGACAGAAAUGAUUUUAUCCGGCGAAACAUUUCGUAUCUUAACCUCAUGGGGUUGGAGCACUCAGAUCGAAGGCACCACAAGGAUCAUUCAGUGAUUAAGAACUUCUCGACAGCGAGUUUUGGGUCGAUGGGUUUAACUGCCCGUGAAAAGGAGAAAGAUCUCCAAUCUGUGGAGAGUGGACAGAAAUUGACUGAGCAUGGAGAGUACAUGAAAUUAGAGCUGGUCAAAACGGAUGUUGACAAUGAAAUGAAUAGUGAUGGUGUCCACAUCGGCUUCACAUUACCUGAGUCACAACCUGAAGAGAAGACGAAACAAGUACAGGAGAUCAUGAAGCGGAUUCCCAAAGAUUCCGAAGCGGCCGCUGUCCUUGUUGGUACGGUUGACUUCCUGAACUUCCCAGCAAUGGCCGUCGUCCGUCUGUCUGAAGGUCAGCCUCUCAAUCUGACGGAGGUACCUCUGCCUGUCCGGUUCAUUUUCAUUCUGCUUGGGCCGCCGUUGGCCAUGGAUUAUCAUGAAGUGGGCCGGUCGUUAUCAACGCUCAUGUCCAAUCAGCACUUUCACGAAGUGGCAUACAAGGCGGACAGCCGCCAGGAGCUGCUCCACGCCAUUAACGAGUUCCUGGACGAGUCUAUAGUGCUGCCCCCUGGAGACUGGGACAGGAAAACCCUUCUGCCCAUCAUGGAUAUGGCGAGAAGACGAGCUAAUGUUAAGAGGAAGAAGAAGCAGAAGCAGGAUGAGAAAGGUUUACUGGAUGGUAAAGAUGGGAAGAAACCCCCGAUAGAUCCCCUAAAAAGGACAGGCAGACCGUUUGGAGGGCUAAUUAAUGACAUCAAACGUCGUUAUCCACACUACCUGAGUGAUUUCAAGGAUGCCCUCAAUCCGCAGUGUUUCGCGGCGUUUAUCUUUAUUUUCUUCGCAUGUUUGUCGCCGUCCAUUGCAUUCGGAGGAUUGCUAGGUGAGAAGACAGAAGGCUACAUUGGAGUUUCUGAAACCAUCUUGGCAACGUCUGCUGCAGGCGUAUUCUUUGGUCUCUUUUCUGGGCAGCCUAUUAUGAUUAUAGGUUACACAGGCCCAGUUCUGCUGUUUGAAGAAACCUUAUACAAGUUUUGUAAAUCCAAUGAUCUGGAGUUUCUACCAAUGAGGUUUUGGGUUGGAAUGUGGCUGUUCCUCAUAUGCAUGGUUGUCGUGGCAACCGAGGCGAGUUUCCUGGUGCGCUACAUCACGAGAUUCACCGAGGAAAUCUUCGCCACACUGAUCUCGCUCAUCUUUAUUUAUGAGGUUUUCAACAAACUCUCUGUAAUUUUUGCAAACCACCCCCUGAUGGAGGAGUAUUGCCCGUUAGAGGCAGACAACUCCAGCUUGCCUUCAAACGAAUCUUUCUCGGAUUACACUUAUACAUUGACUGGUUGGAACGCAUCAAAUCUGAACGACUCGUCUGUGAAUUUGUCGCCAUCGACGAAAGUAAUCAACCAGCCGAACACGGCGCUACUCUCGCUGAUAUUAUGUUUAGGAACUUUCCUCAUCGCCUACUUCUUGAGGAUUUUCCGCAACAGUAAAUUCCUUGGGCGAAGUGUUCGCCGUGCGCUGGGAGAUUUCGGGGUCGUCAUCGCCAUUUUGAUCAUGGUGCUGGUGGACUUCGCCAUAUUUACAGAUACUUACACACAGAAAUUAGAGAUCCCAAAGGGAUUGAGUCCGACGUCGCCUCAUUUGAGGGGCUGGGUGGUGAACCCAAUGGGCACCCACAAGCCCAUCCAGGUCUGGCAGAUAUUUGCAGCCAGCAUAGCCGCUCUACUCGUCUUUGUACUUAUCUUCCUAGAGUCUCAAAUCACGCAAAUGAUACUGAACAAGAAGGACAGAAAGCUUCAGAAAGGGAGUGGCUAUCACUUGGACAUGUUCCUCAUCGGCUGUAAUGCCGGGGUCAACUCCAUUUUUGGCUUCCCCUGGCUGUGUGCAGCGACCGUGCGCUCCGUGACCCAUGUGUCUGCGUUAACGGUGAUGAGUCGCACUCACGCGCCCGGGGAAAAACCCAAACUCCUCAAGGUCAUGGAACAAAGAGUGACCAACAUUUGUGUCAACAUAUUUAUUGGACUGAGUUUAGCUAUGGGGGCUAUUUUGCGAGAGAUCCCGAUGGCCGUCCUGUUUGGGAUCUUCCUCUACAUGGGCGUGUCCUCGCUUAGCGGAGUGCAGCUGUUUGAGAGGAUCAAACUUCUUCUGAUGCCUGUCAAGCAUCAUCCGUCUGUAGGAUACGUCAGAAGGGUGAAAGCGCUGAAGAUGCACAUGUUCACGUUGCUGCAGGUCGGGUGUUUGGGCGUGCUGUGGGCCGUCAAGUCCACCGCCAUUGCACUCGCCUUCCCAUUUGUCCUUAUCACAUUAGUACCAAUACGCCUGAAGUUACUGAAGUACCUGUUCACAGAGCAAGAGCUUCAUGAGCUUGAUAAAGAAGAAGAAGAUCAGGAGGAUAUGGAAGAAGAGGAUGAGCCAGACUUCUAUCAGAUGUCCCAUAUGCCAUUUUAAAACCCCAGUGUGAUUGGUGGAAAGGGGACAGCUUAUAGAGACAGCCAUGUUCAUUGGCCCACUGGGUGUCAGCAAAACAAACAGGCGUUUUCAUUUGAUGUGAGGAUUACUCCAACAGAGACUCAUGAUUUCAGAGACCGGAAGGUUGAAAGCAGCAAACACAGUUGUUUUAAUUGGUUUAGGGUGUUAGAACCGUAGUUUUCCAUUGACUGCAAGGUUAAAAGUCAUUGACAAAGCCUUGCUUAUUGGUGCAGUGAUCUGAGGCAGGCUAGAUCUGAAUGAAAUGGAAAAAGAUGUAACGUGAACAGUGAUUGGACUAGAGAAACACAGUGUUAUCAAAAGAAACCACACAUUUGAUUGGACCACCAAUUAUUUUGUUAUUUGGUUUUCAUCAAACUUUUUGAAUGUCAUAUAUGAGGGGAAUUGGCAUUGUUGGACAAUGGGUAUUGAGUGCAUGGAGCAAAGAGGCUUUUGCAUACUCGGACAAUUUAGACUUAUCUUCAGUUAGGAUAUAUAUUUUUUAUUUACCAACAUCAUUAGCAUCUGUGAUGAUAUCAUUGGGAAUGGCUGUGCUUAGGUUUCAGUUUUGUUGUAACCAGAAGAGAGCUAAGUAUUUUCUGCAAGGAUAUUUUUCUACCAAAUUGGUUGUACAUGGUUGUAGCCAGAGUGAGGUUAGUUAAUUAGAUAGCAUGCGCAGCUAUUUUUUAAUAGAAUACUUACAUGUAGAGUGGAUAGCAAAUUGACUUUCUGAGCUGUGGCCAUAAUUCAUGUCCUCCCCUCUUCUCCAGGAGUGGUACAGCCCUCAAGAGCAUUAUAGUGUGUUCUUGUGUAUACGGUCACAUAUUGUGGGCGAGUGUAUUAUUAAUUUUAGGGUAGGUAGGGGUGAACAAUAAUUGAAAUGUUGAACAGAUCAGCUGAGUGAUCAUCAAUUCUGAUGUAAUGUAUGAAGUUGAUCGAAGUGGAUAAAUAUGCUUUGGUAUGGAUGAAAUGCUUGCGUAUACCGUAUACAUCGCUUUAUUGUACAUAAAAAUGUGUGUUCUAUAUAUAUAUAUAUACAUAUAACCCUACAUGUAGCCAUUAAAUGUUUGAAUUCGGGUUUACCCGUCGUUGUUGUUUAACCUGAAAAAUGUGCAUGCAUGUAUGUGGAUCAACUGCCAUAAAGUGCCAUUGUCUUUUUUUUUUUCUUCAAAAAUGUUGUUCAUUUCUGUUAUAUUUAUUUGGAUUUUUUUCUCCUUUAUUUGUCCUGUUUUAUCCUGACUGAGUUCCUUAUGUGCUUGAUUUUUGUAGUGUUUCUCAGUGUAUCAGUGAUCAGUAAAUCACGGGAGACAUUUGUGUGAAAUUUUACCUUGUCCCAUCAUGAAAAAAGACUUUGUUGCAACAUUUAAUCAAACAACAUCAUGUGGACACAUAAACCAAUCUUGUGUCCCAGCUAUGGCUUUCAUAUAAUUUAUGCGAUUUGGCUGAUUUGAUUUUAUGCUAUUUGAUCUUCUGAAAUGAUUUGAUGGCAUUUCAAAUAACAACAUUGAGAUUUGUGUACAUUAUGGCAAUUGAAUUUUUGCUGUUAAGGCAUGGGAUAGAAUUUGAGUUAAUGCUGUUCUGAUGUAUAUAUAUUGGAUCACACGAGAUACAGUAUGACAAAUGAGUUCGCUACUCGGAUGUUAGAUGCCACAGGCAUGACAAUUGGUGCUAAUCAUGUCACAUGACAGUUAGUUUGAUUCUUCAGAAUGUAAAUGCCCAAUGAUGCUGUCAUAAUAGACUAAGAUGAAUGCCAUCCCAGUUGUUGCCAUCCAGCAGGAUGGAAGCCAUACCAUUUGUUGCCAUUCAGAUGGUAACCAUCCCAAUUAUUGCCAUAAAGAUGGAUGCCAUACCAGUUGUUGCCACCCAAGUACUUGCCAUCCCAGUUGUUGACACAAUGAUGGAUGCCAUAUUAAUGGCUGCUAUCCAAACAGUUGCCAUCCCAAGUGUUGCCACACAGAUGGAUGUCAUACCAAUUGUUGCCACCCAGAUGGUUGGCAUACCAAAAGGAUGUCUGCGGGUUACAAGCUGUCCCAGACAGCCCAAAACUGUGUAAUGCUUUAUUUCCGGACCCAGAACUCUGAAACAUCACCUGUUCCCCCGUUCCCCAACAGGCACACCCAAUCUUUUCCUGCCCCAAAUGUACAAAAACCUGCUUUUUGGAUCGAGUAUGUAGAUGAAACCUUAAAAGAUGAAAAGUAAACAUUUAUGAUUAAAUAUGCUGUAGUUGUUAAUGACUGAAAACGCCUUCUUGAAAGCCCAGUGAAAUGUACUUGUUUUUGAAAUUAUAGGAAACUUACAGAACAAGUUUAAUUUACUUAAAUCAUAGUUGCUGCAUACAUAAACUUACAUUUCUCCUCUCCAUUUUGUUUUAUGGUUAUUUAUUUCCGAUUUCACUUUGUUUCAUGGCUUUUUUUUUUAAAAUAUUUUUCUUUGGGAUAUAUUGUUUGUGGUAACUUAGUUUUGUGUGUAUAUAGAGUCUUUAGGAUCAAGUGACCAAAAUGUAAUCAUAUCUGUAGCAAUUAAAGUGUAUACAUGUGUACGGUGACUGAAAACUGUGUGCUUGAGAAUUGUUGAAAGUGUAUAAAGAAGUGUAGAUAGCUGUAAAAAAAAAAAAAAUCAAAACUUAAGUUUUGUUCAUUAAAUCAUUUUGUAACCCCAUUUUUUUUUUUUUUUUUUCAAAUGUCCAUUUUUUGCCACAGAUUUUGCAGUUGCCAUGCUUGGUAAGGUUUGAAGCAAAACAAUCCGUGUGCGUUAAUGUAGAAUUUGUCGGUAAAAUUAAUCAGAUGAUUUCAGUCUGUUUCUGUAUAUAAUGAUUAUUACUAUGUCUUGUGGGAAAAGUGAAUGUAAAAAAAAAAAAUAUGUAUUUUGCAUUACUAUUUGUGCAUAGUUGGUUCAGCUAGAUACGGAAUUAUGACUGUGAACUGUCACUGACUUCUCAUUUGUCUGUUCAUCAAAAUAUGGAAUUAUGAUUGAACUAUCACUGACUUCUCAUUUGUCUGUUCAUCAAAAUAUGGAAUUAUGAUUGAACUAUCACUGACUUCUCAUAGUCUGUUCAUCAAGAUAUGGAAUUAUGAUUGUGAACUAUCACUGACUUCUCAUAGUCUGUUCAUCAAGAUAUGGAAUUAUGAUUGUGAACUGUCACUGACUUCUCAUAGCCUGUUCAUCAAGAUACGGAAUUAUGACUGUGAACUGUCACUGACUUCUCAUUUGUCUGUUCAUCAAAAUAUGGAAUUAUGAAUGUGAACUGUCACUGACUUCUCAUUUGUCUGUUCAUCAAAAUAUGGAAUUAUGACUGUGAACUGUCACUGACUUCUCAUUUGUCUGUUCAUCAAAAUAUGGAAUUAUGAUUGUGAACUGUCACUGACUUCUCAUUUGUCUGUUCAUCAAAAUAUGGAAUUAUGAUUGUGAACUGUCACUGACUUCUCAUAGCCUGUUCAGCAAAAUAUGGAAUUACGAAUGUGAACUUACUUUUGUCAGUACGACCUUAUGAAAAUAUCAUACAUGAAAGUAAUUAACUGGCUAUAAAUCGCUUACUCGGCACAUCACAGGACACGCGGCUUUCGACAUAGAAGGGAAAUAUCAACUGCAGUGCUUCAAAAAACAAAAAAGUGAAAAAGAAAAAAAAAACCUGAAUUAAAGUGAAAAAGAUAUAUAAAAUUCUGUUAAAAAAAAAAUCCAGUGGAAUUCAUCUGUUCAACCAGUGUAACACUAGAUUUUUACUGGAAUGAGACAUUGGUGACCAUUGUGUCAAACUUCGAUCGGUUACCAGAUCGCAGUUAAGUGACCAGUUGUGCUCUUUUGGUGGCUAUCUUAAAAAUGGUCUUUUUAUAUCUUUAGUAAGAGUGUUCAAACCUUAAGUGUCAAUCUUCUGUUAAAUUUGUUGGGAUUUAAUGAGGCACAAAGUUUGUAGAAACUCAGAUAUCCAUAAUCAAGACAAAAAAGUAAUCGUUUCAGUUACAGUUUGCUUUCAUGUGCUGCCCUUUUGUUUCAAUCACCAAAUCAAAUGUGAGUAGGGCCAAUGGAUUUCCACUAUGUUAUCUGUGAUUUCUGCUUCAGCGUUUGGGGGAACACAGUGGCUAUGUAAACUGACAGGGGUGGUCAUCUCAACAAAGAAAAAAAAAGAAAAGGGUUACCUAUAUUCCAGAGUAAUGUGUGUGUCCAGUCAAUUUGAGUCGCACUGUCUUUGUUCACUGUAUGUGGUGCGAAUGCAUUUGUGGUUGGGCCAAGACCGAUGUGUACAGUUGAUGAACGUUGAGGAUUAAAGUCACUGGGUGGUGGGGGGGGGGACCAUAAAAUGUGCGAUAUUAUAACUGACAUGGUUCCCUUUUUACCUAUCUGUUAGCAUUUGAAGCAUAUUACUUUGCUGUAAUACUUGUAUGGCAUAAAAACAAAUGAUUUGCAUAUUCCAGUGAACAUUUUGGGGGGGUGUGUCUUGUCGGUUGCGUUUACAGAAAUUUAUAUAUUCAUACUUUCAUUGUGGCCGUGGUAUUUCCUUGCUGUGCCGUGGCCAAAUCCAUUCUUUUUGAUACAUAAUAUUUUUAACCGUAAAUUUGACUGAAAGAUUUAUGUAAAAUUUUUGAAGGCAUUUGCCAGAGAUUAUAUAGUUUUUUUUUAUCUUUCCAAGAUUAACGAUGUCUAAUAAUUAAAGUUAAUUAUGGAUUCUUACUCAAGGAUUAUAAUAUUCCCCAUAAGAAAAAUGUCUUUUUUUUGUUAUUAUCAGAAAUGCAGAUAAAUUAGUAGUUUUCACAGAAUCUCAGACAAUUUUAAUUUACCCUAAAUGACUUAAAAUUUCGCCAGUGAAAGUGCAUUUUAAGACAUUGAUCCUAAUAAUUCUGUCUUGUUGGGGUGAAAAUUCAGGACAAA
Liolophura sinensis is the source of this 9327-nucleotide messenger RNA. Its product is annotated as band 3 anion transport protein-like. Gene Ontology annotation, biological process: transmembrane transport; regulation of intracellular pH; bicarbonate transport. Gene Ontology annotation, molecular function: monoatomic anion transmembrane transporter activity; solute:inorganic anion antiporter activity. NCBI's taxonomy places the organism in Eukaryota, Metazoa, Mollusca, Polyplacophora, Chitonida, Chitonidae. Gene Ontology annotation, cellular component: plasma membrane. The record is from RefSeq and is a predicted model, not a curated record.